AUGAACGAAACUCCGAUGCAAACCGCGAAGGACGCAAGCAAUCUCAAAACAAGCGAGACCAAUGACAUAGAACGCUCGGCGAGCUCAGUAACUGAGCGUCAUGGCAGCACUAUCGUCCUUUCGGCGUCAGACGAUGCUGGGUACCAUCGUUCUUUGACGAGGCGCCAAAUAAUGAUGAUGACUUUUGGAGCUGGCAUCGGCACUGGGCUUUGGGUGGGAACUGGACAAGCAUUGCACUAUGCCGGUCCUGCUGGUACAGCAAUCACCUAUACAAUCACAGCGAUGAUCGUGUACGCCCAAUACUCGUCAAUCGGCGAGAUGACUACAUACAAGCCUAUUCAUGGUGGCUUUAUCCGACAAUGCGCUGAAUAUGUGGAUCCGGCGUUCGGCUUUGCGAUUGGUGUCAACUUCUGGUUUGCGUGGGUGAUGAUAAUUCCAGCCGAGAUCACAGCUGCGAUAUCCGUCCUGAAGUACUGGCCACAAACAGACGUCGUGCCACUCGCGGCAUUCAUUACUCUAUUUCUGGUAGUCUUCGCCAUCGCAAACAUGUUCCACGUCCGAGUCUACGGCUAUAUCGAGUAUUAUAUGUCCUUUGUGAAGUGCGUUGCAGUUGUCUUGAUGAUAUUCUUUAUGUUUAUCAUGACAUCGGGAGGAAUACCAGCAACAAACGGGCCAAUCGAGUUCCGAUAUUGGAAGAACCCUGGGGCUUUUAAUAAUGGAAUAAAGGGCAUUUCUAAAGCUUUCGUACAGGCGGCUUUUAGCUUUGGCGGUGGCGAGCAUAUCGCUGUUAUAGCUGGUGAAGUAGCCGAUCCCCGUCGCACUAUCAAGAAGACAGUUCGACCCGUUUUCUGGAGAAUGUUUACCUUCUUCGUGGUUAAUAUCUGGCUUGUCGGAAUGUGUGUUCCAUCCAAUGACACCGAUCUUGUUAACGCAAGCGGGACUAUGGGAAGCCCCUUUGUCAUUGCAAUCAAGCGGGCGGAUGUUUAUGGCCUGGCACAUGCCAUUAACGGGUUUAUAUUCCUCAGUGUUGUCAGCUGUGGCAUUACUAGUGUUUAUAUCGCAAGUCGAAGUUUGACAGCACUAUCUGACCUGCACAUCAUCCAUCCGUUCUUCGGAAGAAAGGACUCGCAGGGUCGGCCCUAUGUGUCCCUGAUUAUUAGUUUGGGCCUUGGUGGUGGGCUGGGCUAUCUCAACUGCAACAGUGUGGGCACUUUGGUGUAUAGUUGGUUUUCUGCCUUGGUGGCAAUAGCAACGCUUUUCCAAUGGGCCUCGAUCUAUAUUGCUCAUCUUCGCUUCCGGCAAGGUCUUCGAGCCCAAGGCAAGGAUCUUAGCACACUCCCAUUCAAAGGUCUUCUCACCCCAUGGGCGCAAUACUUCGGUCUCAUCAUUGUACUGUUUGUCUUUGGUUGUGAAUUUUACCUGGCUUGCUGGCCAUUCGGAGAAAAGGGUUCAGUGAAGAGCUUCUUCUCUUCUUAUCUCGCAGCCCCGUUGUUCGUCUUUGAUUACUUUGUAUACAAGUGGUAUUUUAAAACAACGAUAGUCAGGCCAGUUGACAUGGAUUUCGGUCCUGCCAAGGCCUUUGAUGAGCAGGACCUUAUCAAUGCUAUUACUGCUGAAGAUACGGGGCUGGAUUCAGAGAAGAGCAAGCACAAAACUUGGAGAAAGCGUGCUCAGUACAUGGUAUUUGGAUAA
Messenger RNA from Penicillium samsonianum, 1692 nucleotides. RefSeq lists its product as uncharacterized. Gene Ontology annotation, biological process: amino acid transmembrane transport. Gene Ontology annotation, cellular component: membrane. Gene Ontology annotation, molecular function: amino acid transmembrane transporter activity. Lineage: Eukaryota; Fungi; Ascomycota; Eurotiomycetes; Eurotiales; Aspergillaceae. The coding region runs from base 1 to 1692 and encodes 563 amino acids. The record is from RefSeq and is a predicted model, not a curated record. The transcript is spliced from 7 exons.